AGCCGCCUGGGCCCGAGAUGCGCGCCGCGUGCCUCAGCCGCCCACUGCUCAGUAGCCCGCGCGCCCUGCGAGCUGCUCGCCCCCGCCCCUGUCGGGCCCGCGCCCUGCCGCGCUCUGCGCAGGCGCCCAGGGCCUCCCCUGCCGCGCUCCUGGCGGCGCCCGCGCUCGCCGCAGCUGGCGGCCGCCUCGCCCGCGCGCGUGGUCGCAGGGCACCGCUCUGGCGCCCGCUCGGCGGCCGCGGUGCGAGCGGUGCUGCCUCGAGCGCGGCGGCCGACAUGGCCUCGGGCUCCCGGCCCCUGCUGACGGACGCCCUCGUCUGGGUGGACUGUGAGAUGACGGGGCUGGGCUCGCACGGGGGGCCAGGGGCGGACGCGCUGCUGGAGGUGGCCUGCCUGAUCACCGAUGGCAGCCUGAGGCCGGUGGCCGAGGGGCCCGACCUGGUGAUCCAUCACCCCGACGAUGUCCUGGACGGUAUGAACGACUGGUGCAAGCGGCAAUUUGGGUGGAGGGGUGGCGGCGAUGUCGAGCCUGGCCUGCUGGCAGACUCCGUGCGGAAGUCCACCGUGACCUUGGAGGAGGCAGACCAGCAGCUGCUGGAGUUCGUCUCUGGGCAUGUGGCGAAGGGUGCAGGGGUUCUCGCAGGGAACACGGUUCACAUGGACAAGCGCUUCCUCGACAAAUUUUGCCCCAAGUUCAUGGCUCACCUUCACUACCGCUUGGUCGACGUGAGCACGGUGAAAGAACUUUGCCGUCGGUGGCACCCGGACGCUUUUUCACGGGCCCCCAAGAAGAAGGGCGCGCACCGGGCGAUGGACGACAUCCGCGAGAGCCUAGCAGAACUGGAGUUCUAUCAGGGCGCCAUUUUCCGCCAUGCGGGGGGGCCUGGCUGAUUAGGACGGCCACUUGCCACGGCCCAGGGGCUCUGAUGGGGCGGACAGACCUGCGUCCUGGCGGCUGCCGUGGGCGCACAGGCUUGCCCAGCGACUCCGUGCGCUCUUCGUUUCUUCCCCCCUGGCCUGAGUCGCUGGGAGAGAGCCAGUAAGUCGGUCCGCUUGUGAGCAUCCUCGCUGCCUGGUUGACAGUCGUAUUUGGCAUCGCUGCUGCUGGGGCCUGUCAUCGUCAUGUGAAUGCUAUUGUCACACUUGUGCUUGACCCACUCUUCCUUCUGCACCUGCUCGCCUCCUCCACACUCCCUUCGAGAGCAGGGUGUAUACGCGGAGGAAGACAAGGGCAUCGUGUUCCUGACAGCCCGCCUUGGGAUCAAACCUGCUGGCCAGAGUUUCACGCCGUGGUUUUCGGUCAUGGCCAGUCGUGUUGUGCGGGGCUUUGCGUGGCCAUCGAACCUGCGCUAGGGUAU
This is a messenger RNA of Prorocentrum cordatum, 1357 nucleotides long. Lineage: Eukaryota; Dinophyceae; Prorocentrales; Prorocentraceae. The record is from the annotation of a GenBank genome assembly.